UCACGCACGUCAAGUCGUCAAAUCACGCAUCGGGAGCGUGCGUGUUUGUUGCUUUUUAUUAAAAUAAAUUUUAGUGAGUGCAGUGUUACCUCAGUUCCGUCGUGUAGUUUCUCUCAGUUUCAUUCCGUUGCAAAUAUUACAUUUUUAGUUAAACACUUUUUAAAUUAAACCGGUAAUUCUUAAAAUGAGUGCCUUAAAGAAUGCAGUAUCUUUAGCUGUAAACCAUGGCAAAAUUGGGCUGAGAAGUAAUGGAAAGACGUCGUUCCGGCCGCUGUUAUCAUGCGCCCCCGUGGCUAUGGUUGCGCUGGACCGCAACGCGCAUACGCAGGACAUCACCAAGAAUAUACAGUACAUCAGCAACGACAAGAUCAAGCUCAAAGCAGAUCCGGCUACCAUGAAGCUGGACAAACCCAUCGAGAGACCUCUGUGUAUAAUGAUUAACUGGCUCCUGGCGAGACAGAAGCACGUGAUGAAAUACGCCACGCUGUACUUGGAGCAAGGGUUCGACGUGGUCUCCGUAGCCUGCACGCCAUGGCAGCUCAUGUGGCCAGUCAAAGGAACCCAGUUGGUGGCUGGAGAUCUGAUUAAGUUCAUGGCUAUGAACGACAAUGAGCACCCGUUGGUUGUGCAUGGCUUCUCUGUCGGAGGAUACAUGUGGGGGGAAGUCUGCGCCCACGUCAUGAAGAAUAAGGAACAAUACCAACCAGUAAUGGACAGAGUAGUGGCCCAGGUUUGGGACUCGGCAGCGGACAUCAGUGAGAUCACCAUCGGUGUUCCUGCAGCUGUCUUCCCCAAGAACCAGAUCAUGCAGAAGACACUACGAGCAUACAUGGAAUACCACAUGAAGACGUUCCACGAAGCCGCCACGUCCCACUACAUCAGAUCCUCGCAGCUGUUCCACACGAACCUGUGCCACGCGCCCGCCCUCUUCCUACUCUCUCGCAGCGAUCCCGUCGGAGCUGAGCGCAGCAAUCGCAGCGUGCACGACAGCUGGGUCAAAAUGGGAAUGAAGUGCACCUGGAAGUGCUGGGACCGGUCACCCCACGUCCAGCACUACACGAAGCACCCCAAAGAGUACGUGGCGGCCCUCUACGCUCACCUCGACGCCUACGGACUCGUCUCCCAACCAGACAAGAUGCGCAUGAGGUUAUAAACACUAACUCCUACUCAACGAGACAUUUGCAACCUUAUAACAAUACUACUAAGCUCUAUUCAGUUUGGCAGUCAGCUUUAUUGAUUGUCAAUUAAAAAUCAAAUUUCAAUGCAAUUUGUUAAAGUACAUUUUUGUUUGACACUGAUGUUACUUUUUGUUAGUCUCUAGCAUCUUGGCUGUUAUUGUAGUGUUUUAGUUUUAGCGAGAAGUAAUUUCAGUGGUAUUUAAAAAAAAAGUUGUAUUGUAUGGGUCUCGUUGUUUAAUUUAGUUAGUUGGGUCCGUUUCUAUUGAAUAGUUUGUGGUUGUAGAUUUGUGGUGUAAGCAGAGGUGUUAGAAUUUUGGCACUUUAUAACUUUAUGUCUUAAAACUGUAAUUUUUAACUGCGAUCUCCUAGCGGCUUGCCAAGUUUAAGGAUUUAGCUUUCUCUUAAAAGCGGCUUACGUUCAGUAGUGGAUGUAGUCGCCUUUAACGAAUUCGAGAUCUGCUUUAGUUCCCGGGGCAACAAAAGUAGAUUUUAAUUUUUAUCGUCUGACAACAGUAAUAAAGUCUAUUUGAAAUUAUGAUUUUGGAGAAAAAUCGUUAAAAGUCUAACACAACUGCUUACACCACAACGGAUAAGACUUAGUUGCCUUGAAAAUGACCGUAACGUCAUUAAAUCUCUAUUAAACCUGAUUCGACAAUAAUUGGCUAAUUUAUACGUUUACAAAAUCACCUCUAUGACUUAACACAUAAGACACAAUUUCUCAUAAAAUCUGUUAGAAGUUUAAGAUCACUUUUCUGUAAUACUAAAUAGGUAUCCUUAAAAAGAACUUUAUGUACGUUGACAUAGUGUGGAUUUUACUUUAACUCAUAUUUAUAAUCAAAUUUGUUCUUACAAAAGUUGUAUUUGGUUAUUAAUUAGAACUUUAGAACAUUGUUUGAAAUAUGUUGAGAAAUAUUUUUGUAAAAUAUUGGAUGUUUUUGACAGGGACCAAAAAUUCGGUGCUGAUAACAUUUGAGUUUGUGGCCCAUGCUUAGAAAUAGGCUCUCAAUAUUAUUAUCACAUAAAUUGAGUAGCUCUUUGACUAUCGGUGUAUAAACCCCUACUAACUCAAGUGUGAGAAAUCAUGCUUAGUUUUAUAUUGUAUCCAACUUAAACAUUUCAAAAUAUUUCAAAUCGCCUUGAGCAAGUCUGGUGAUUAAUGCUCAACCCUUCUCUAUGUGAGAAGAGGCCUUUGCUCACUAGUGAACCCUUUUAAUGGCUGGCAAUGAUGGUGAUGAUAAUAAACUCUUCAAAUACCUUCGUCUUGUUUCCUCAUCGAAUGUUUACUAAGGGAAUGAAAGAGACAAAACAUUUCUAUCACGAAAUCUAACAUUUAAACGCUUAACACUCGUUAAGCAUUUCUUUGUUUUAUUUUUCGUCUUUAAUUUGAUUUGUUUUUAAACAUUUGUAAUGUUUUACGAUCGAGACAUAUUGAAAGCGAAACCAAGCUUUUACGAUGCUUAUAUUGUAACUUUCGUAAUACUUACUAAAUUAAUUAUUAUGUUUUUCUAUUCACAUAAUUGUUUGACGAGGAACUCGACUGGUUUCAUUUCAUAUUCAUGAGCAGCGUUCUAGCAUGGCUUGAAACUAAUCGACUUGCUCGUCAAACAUUUACGUGCGUAAGCCUGAAAAACAUAAUAAUUAAGCUAUUACGAUUUUUAAGUUCAUAACAUAAGUGGUGGAAAGUGCGAGUGUUGCAUUACCCAUGGUUACUCUUUUGUUAUCUUAUAAACUUCAGUAAUGACUAUGAAGUUGAAACUUAGCAUUGUUUGUUCCUUGGAGAGUGGUAGGGGAGUACUUAGGAAGGAUUUUCCUAACUUCCUAAAAGAACGGUAAACACCUAUUUGUGCGUACGAAGUCGCUAGUGUUAUAGGAAUUCUUAGUAUUUUACACUGAAUUUAGAAUCAUGUCUAACUUCCCUAUGUAGUGACUUAUUAUUUUCUUAUUUAAAAACUGAUAUUCGCUAUUACUCUACUGUCAUACUCGACCAAUGCAAACGUGUUUUGGAAGGGGGAGGGGGGCAAUCAUCCAAUGCCUUCUCCCGCCUUAGGCGAGACGAGAGGAAGUAUCAGACUCUUACUGACUAAAAACCACCCCGUUCCUACUUCUGUUUUUCGAGCCGGAGCUCCGGUAACCCGCUAGGUAGUCCACAGAUCAAUUGCAAACGUAGCAUCAAAAGUUAAUAUAUAAUGUUUAUCAUAUUUUUAGUUCCUAAACAUCUUACUGGAGUAAAAUUAUCUAGAAAAUUGUGGAUCAGGGCCUAAGUAUUAAAUCAAUGAAUUUAUCAUGUUUAGUUUUAAGAUUUUUAUAUUAUAUUAUAGAUAUAGAUAAUUAUAGUAUAAGAAUAUGCACUGUAGUCUCUAGCUUAAUGUAAAAGAUGAAAUACACUUUCAUAAAAAUCUUUA
Messenger RNA from Spodoptera frugiperda (fall armyworm), 3580 nucleotides. RefSeq lists its product as uncharacterized. NCBI's taxonomy places the organism in Eukaryota, Metazoa, Arthropoda, Insecta, Lepidoptera, Noctuidae. Gene Ontology annotation, molecular function: serine hydrolase activity. The coding region runs from base 185 to 1153 and encodes 322 amino acids. The transcript is spliced from 8 exons. The record is from RefSeq and is a predicted model, not a curated record.